This is a messenger RNA of Mytilus trossulus (common blue mussel), 9516 nucleotides long. RefSeq names its product TNF receptor-associated factor 3-like. The transcript is spliced from 9 exons. The record is from RefSeq and is a predicted model, not a curated record. Lineage: Eukaryota; Metazoa; Mollusca; Bivalvia; Mytilida; Mytilidae. Gene Ontology annotation, biological process: protein K63-linked ubiquitination; regulation of apoptotic process; tumor necrosis factor-mediated signaling pathway. The coding region runs from base 269 to 1957 and encodes 562 amino acids. Gene Ontology annotation, molecular function: zinc ion binding; protein binding.
CACUGAUGGUAAUGCCAAGUACAUUUAAUUGCCACUACAAACAUACCAGAGCUUGUCUGAAUUUCCAUUUUAUACAGCCUAUACAGAGGAUCAUAAAACUAUUGUACAUUAUUAUUGAGAUCAAAGAUCCACCACUGUAUUAACUUCUCUUUGAUCCAACAAUUUAUUUUGUGUUUUUGUUUGUUUGUGUGUGUAUAAAUAUAGUAUAGCUGUGUUUUUGUUGCCUAUGAUAUUGCUUUAACUUUGUGAAUUAGCACCCUCCCCCAUAAUGAGUUCCAUGUCAUCCAGAUCAAUCAUAUCUACUCCAGCAGAAACACCAGAAUUUGUUGAACUAGAUCUCAGAAACAAUAGUUGCCCUAUUUGUCAUAAUGUGUUAAGAGACUGUGUUCAGUUGCCUUGCGGGCACAAGACUUGUGAAUCCUGUAUUGACCAGUUAUUUAAUAAUUCCAUUUCGGAAGGAACCUGUCCAGUGAAUGAUGAAGACUGUUUUGCUUUUUCAAGGAGCGAUGUUGUUCCAGAUUAUGGCACCAGAAGAGAAAUUCUAAAAUCCAAAGUAUAUUGUCCGUACAAGAUAAAUGGAUGUGCCACAACAAUAGAAUGGCAAAAACUUCAGAACCAUAAAGAAAGCUGUGAACAUAAACCUAGAGAAUGUCCAAACAGAAACGAAGGUUGUCAAGAAACUCUCUCAUUCAAAGACAUAACAGACCACAUUACCAACCAUUGUCUGUACUCUCUUGUAUCAUGUCCAGAUUGUCAAACACCUGUCAUGAGAAAAGACCUCCAGAAUCACCAAGAUGAUUGCACAAGAUUUCCUAUUUCCUGUAAAUUUCAUUGUGAUGUAGGAGUGCUACCACGAGAGGAGAUGAAAGUUCAUGAGAAUUCAUGUCCAAAGAAGUUAUCAAAGUGUCCAUAUUCCAGUGCUGGCUGUAAUUUUGAGGGAAAAGAAAAUGAAAUUCAAGACCAUGAAAAAUCAGCACUUGUUUAUCAUCUGUCUUUAAAUCAAGAUUAUGCCAAAAAUAUGGAACAACAAAACUUCAAUAUACAGCAAGAGAUGCAGAUUCUGAAAGACCAAAAAGUACAUAUGGAAGAAGAAAUAAUAGCCACCAGAAAUGAUUAUAGAACUUUGGUACAACAUUAUGAAGGUUUGAAAAAGGAUUACGUAGAUUUUCAGAUGAGAGUUGUCUCAACUGUAGAAAAAGUAUUUGGGAUGGAAGAACUAUUAAAAAAUGUUCCCAGUAAACAUACAACUGAUAACCUUGGACGGGAACUAAGGUCAUUAAAAGAUAACCAGGAAGAAUUAAAUAGAAAACUAUCAGACUUUGAUCGACAAGGUUUCACAAGUGGAGGAGACACAAGACGCAGUAACACAGAUCCUAGUAGCACAGAGGCAUUAAAAAAACAAAUUUCAAAUUUGGAGAAACAAGCAGCAAUUCAGGACAUUCGUUUGGCAGAAUUAGAUUUAAGGUUUCAAAUCUUAGAAACUGCAAGCUAUAAUGGCAUUCUUAUUUGGAAAAUAAUGGAUUUCGCUCGCAGAAAAAAUGAUGCUGUAAGUGGUCGCACAUAUUCUUUAUUUAGUCAACCUUUUUACACCGGACGAUUCGGAUAUAAAAUGUGUGGAAGAGUAUAUUUGAAUGGAGACGGAAUGGGAAAAGGAACACAUCUAUCACUGUUUUUUGUCGUGAUGAAGGGAGAGCAUGAUGCACUUAUGCAGUGGCCUUUUCAACAAAACAUUCAAAUGGGAUUGUUAGAUCAGCAAGAUGGAUCAUCACCAGUAUCAGAUAGCUUUAGGCCAGACACUUCAAGCUCUAGUUUCCAGCGACCAACAACAGACAUGAAUACUGCAGUAGGAUGCCCAAUGUUCGUUUCUCAUGCAAAAUUAGAAACAAGGAAAUAUCUGAGAGAUGAUACAAUAUUUUUGAAAAUUGCUGUUGAUACAUCAGGUCUGCCACAUCAUUAACAACUCAUUAUGGGGGAGGGUGACAAGUCUUGCCACAUCUUCCAGUCCAGUUUGGUAACAUUCAUACAAACUGGACAGGAUAAUGUAGCAGGCUCUUUUUCUGUCUUUCUGGGGGGUGUUUUUUUUGACAGCUUUUACAGGAAACAUAAGUAACAAAUAAAAAUCUAUAAGUUAUUUUAUUUGACUAAAUUCCAUCAAAUUUGAAGGUAUAUUGCUUAAGAAAGAUUUGUUUUAUUGACAUAGUUAAAGAUUGCAGUAUAAAGAGGAUAUUGCUAUCAAAAACUUUAUUUUUGUACCUUUUGAUUAAUUUUUCAAAUUCCAAGUAAGAAAAAGUUGACUUUGAAUGCCAAUUUGAAUUAUCUCCCAUACAUCAGUAUUCAGAAUUUUAAUAAAAAAAAACUUAGUCUUUUUAUUUAUAUAUUGUUUGAACUUUGCCUGCCUUUUAAAUCUUGUUUAAAGUGAUUUUUUUUUAAACAAUAGCAUUUCCAUUUGGAUUUACUGAACUAGUGAUGUUUAUCCAUAGGAAAUAGUAAAUGAAUCUUCAAAUUGUGUUUUGAAAGUAUUCAAAGUCAAGGUUAAAUUUUUAUAACUAUAGAGCAUUUUUAUCUCAAUAUUUCACUGAGAAGUAAUUUUCCAAAUUAAUGAUGGUAAAUUUCCUUUUUGGAAAGUAAAACCUACCUGAAUAAUUAUAUUAAUAAGCAAUCCAAAAGAUAAAUAGGACAUCACAGAAGAAAAAGCAGACAUGCAGCUUAAUGGCUUCAAUUGAAACACUAGUUUUUAAAUCAGAAUAAAAUAUUAUAGUUUAUUUCUCAUUAAAUCUAGUUUAGUUGAAGUUUGGAAUUUACAUAAGAAAUGAACUAUUCAUAUCACGAAUUCCAUGACCUUGUUUGACUUUUCUUAUAGCACUUUUUGGUUUUAUUAGCUCUUCAACAUUUGUAAUAAUUUUUGGACUUUAAAAAUGGUUUUAAGCAAACUAAAGAGACGUUUAUUGUUAAAAUGUGCAUGUAGUGCAAUAACAUUGAUACUGAUAAUGUUAUAACACAUUUGGUAAAAACUUACUAAAAAUGAUUUUCAUAAUUUAAGAGGCUAUACUCAGUACUCUCAAUUUUAAAUAAACAAAAUCAGAUUGAGACAAGCUUUUAUCUCUUGUUAUUAUUUUAUAAUUCUUCUUCAAAAAAGAUAAAUUAAUUGAUUUAAAUCAGUACUGAAAAAAAGUUUCUGUUUUGAUGUACUUGUAUAACAUUAUGAAUUAUUCAUAUGUUUCUUAAAUUAGUAGUUGUUUAUUUAAGGAUUAAACAUACCAUCAUGUUAUCUUAUGUUUCCAUGUAAAGCUGUCCCUCUGAAAUUUUCAGAAAAAAAUAAUACCUUUUGGACUUCUAUUUUGAUUUGGUCCCAGAAAGGGUUUGGUUGUUAGAAUAUUAGAGAGAAAUCUUGAUAUUAAACUAUAAUAAACUGAAUCCUUGUGAAACAUUUAUUUCAGAUUGGAAAUAACUCAGUUUAAUUAUAUUUCUUUUUAAAAUGGUUUUCCUACCUUUAUUAGAUAAUUUAGAAUUAUAUAGAAAAAGACAUAUUUUAAUGGAUGUUAUUUGACAGAAAAAUAUACAUUUGUAUUUGUCAGAUUUUAAAAAGUAUAUGUUGUUAUAUUUCCUUGGUCAAAAAACCUUUCUAAUGGGAAUCAGAACACAUAACUUAAUUUUUUGUGAAUAAUUAUACAUACACACAAGUACAUGUGUGUGAUGUGUUGAUGUGGCAGACUUGAAACUAGAAGUUAUCUAGAAAGAUAACAUUUCAGCAUUAUCACCAGAGCUGGAUUACAGAUGGGAAAUUGCUCCAAAACAAUUUGAUGUUAUAUAUAUAGUGAUGUUUAGAUGUUUAUUCUUAGACAAUGAACAUGAAUAACAACUAUCUUGUUAACAAGAAAAUACAUUUUGCAAGAAAUUAUGAAUUCAGUGACUUAUGAUUUCAACAACCAUACUUGUUUAUGUGCAGGGCAUUGAAUCUGCAAAACUUGUAUUAAGAUGCCUAUUUAGCCUGAAUGUCAAAAAUGACUAUUAGCUGUUUAUUCUGUUUGAAAUCUGAAAUAAUUCAAUAAGUGUAAAUGAAAAUCUAAUUGCUUGGAGAAUCCUAAAAGAAGGAUAUUGAUGUGCAUGAUACUGUGUAGUUGAGCUACAUUGUAUAUUGUUUGACAAACUAAUUAUAAUGAAUGCCUGAGCCUUCUAGAUGAAGUAAUGAAAGUAAAAAUAAUAUAUGAUAUUGUUUAAAAGUUCAGUUGUAAACUUUGUACCCAUCACAUCUUUGUGUUCAAAGAUUGAUAAAGACAAUAUGUAUUAGAUUGUCUGGUGAUAAUAGAAGUUCUAACUAUUAUAUGAUAUCAGUGUGAUUUCUGAACAAUGCAAGUUUUGUAAUUGAUGUAACAAAAAAAUGGCAACUGUGUGUUGGUACAUGGUUCUCUGGAGUAGACAUUUUGAUUUAUGGAGGAAGUUAUCAGUAUUAUAAACAUUUUAUUAACUUCAUGUCAAAUGCAUUUUUUUCAUUGGAACUCUAUAUCAUAUUUUUUUAACAAUAAAUAAUUUUCAUUUUAGCCAUGCAAGCUAGGAGUAAACUGCAAUAAAUAAAUAUCUUUUGUUAUGGCCCCGCAAUGAAGUUGUCAGUGUCAUAUAGUUUUACCCUUGUUUUAAUAUAAUUCCUUUAUGCCUGCAUUUGCAAGUUAUAUUCUACAACAUGUUCGAUAUAAAAAAAACAAAGAAAAUAUUUAGCAUGUAAAUAUGUUUUCUUCUGUUAGUUAGGAUUUUUUUUUUCUAAUUACUUUCUCAAUAUAAUCACAAAUCAUCUUCUCGUUAUUAUAUCUUAUCAUUGAUAGUUUUAAUUUGAUAUACUUGGUAUGUCUCAAGCUAUUUUAGUGUCUAAUAACCAGUUAUACAUGUUAUAACAAAUAUUUUACCAUUAACAAGUGAGGGAUAUAUUUGAAUGAAACAGAACUAUUGGCUAUAUAUUGCAAAUAACAUCUCUAGCAUAUAAAAAUCAUUAGUAUUUCACUUGCAUUUCAAUUUCAUCAGAGUCAAGAUUCAUUACGCUUCAGAAAAAGGCAUUAACUGAAUCAAAGUGUUACAGCUGAUUGCAUAGAGUGUGUAGGCAAAGGUAAUAUAUUUGGUUAGCUUGCUUGCUAGAUGAACCAUGAAGUCAGUAUUAGGUACGGUAAACUACCCUCAUUUAAGAGUAGACUAGUCAGACAGAUAACCAAUCUAUAAAUCUGUAGGAAUAGACAACUUUGAAAGGAUGGUUGUAUACCUUACCUAUUGAUUUGACUUCACAAUUCAGCUAGCAAGCAAUUUAACCUAAGAUAUUACCAUUCUCUACACACUCAAUACAAUCUGGCUGUAAGACUUGUUUUCACUUAUCAAAUAAACAAUAGAUAAAAGCCAGCUCAAGGUUAUGGUCAUGUAUCUUUCAUAUUUUCACAUGAGAUCACAAAGAUCCUUGUUUAUGGGUAGACUAUAAAGUUUUCCAUUAUAUUGUCAUUUUUAUGAUUAAUGAUUUUGAGAUUUGUUUUAGAUCUAAGUGAGUCCGAGAAAAACAGGGUUCAAUUUUGGUAAUUUUGGGUUGUUUCCAUAACAUUUAAUGCCAAUAUUCAUAUUUAAAAAUUGUAUUCAUACGAUGUUUUUCAAAGCUGUGAUAGAUGUGCAUUUAAAAAAAAUGUUGCAGAAAGCUUGACAUAGUGAUAGUGAUCCGGCAGCGGCUACGAUAUAUAUUUUAGGUGGUGGAAGACCUGGAUGCUUCAUUCUUUGUAUAUAGAUGCUUCAUGUAAUGAAGUUUCCGUCAGUCACAUGUCGAAUGUCCUUGACUUCAUUUUCAUGGUUCAGUGACCACUUGGAAAAAAAGUUCAGAAUUUUUGUAAUGUUGAAUUCUCUCUUAUUAUAAGUAAUUGGAUAAUUAUAUUUGGUAUGUGCGUAUCUUGCAAGGUCAUUAUGCCCAUCAGACAGUUUAAAGUUGACCUCGACCUCAUUUCAUGGAUCAGUGAACAAGGUUAAGUUUUGGUGGUCAAGUCUAUAUCUCAGAUACUAUAAGCAAUAGGGCUAGUAUAUUCGGUGUAUGGAAGGACUGUAAGGUGUACAUGUCCAACUGGCAGGUGUCAUCUGACCAUGACCUCAUUUUCAUGGUUGAGUGGUUAUAGUUAAGUUUUUGUGUUUUGGUCUGUUUUUCUCAUACUUUAUGCAAUAGAUCUACUAUAUUUGUUGUAUGGAAUGAUUGUAAGGUGUACAUGUCUAGCAGCCAGAUGUCAUCUGACCGUGGCCUCAUUUUCAUGGUUGAUUGGUCAAAGUUAAGUUUUUGAGUUUUGGUCUUUUUAUCUAAUACUUAAUGCCAUAGGUCAACUAUAUUUGAUGUAUGAAAAUAUUUUAUGAUCUAUAUGUCAGUCGUGCAGGUUUUAUUUGACCUCAACCUCAUUUUCACGGUUCAUUGCUCAGUGUUUAGUUUUUGUGUUUUGGUAAAUUUUUCUUUAACUUUAAGUAAUAAGUCAACUAUAUUUGUUGUAUGGAAGCAUUGUUAACUGUACAUGUCUGCCUUGCAUGGUUCAUCUGACCUUGACCCCAUUUCUAUGGUUCAUUGGUCUUUGUUUAGUUAUCUUGGUUAAUGUUAAGUUUAUGUGACAGUUUUUAAUAAAGCUUUAUACUUAGGACUAUCAACAUAAUAUCAAUGAUUAGUAAAGAAGGCGAGACAUUUCAGCAUGUGCACUCUUGUUUAAAUUUAAAAAUUGUACCUGGAUUUAUACUGAAACACUUAAAUGUAGCAACAACUUGCAGAGAUCACUUUUGCUUAUUUUUGAUCAUGUUAAAUUUGUGAAAAAUAUACUUAAAAAAAUAGUUAAAUUUACCAAUUUUGAUGUGAUAGGCACACCUAAUUAUUGUACAUGUACAAUGUACAUAAUUAAACACAAGAUUAUUUAUUUGAAAUCAGUAAAAUAAAAAAAUAUGAAAAUAUCCACAUUUACUAGUACAAAAAUAGUGGGGAAAGCCAGACAGGAAGGUAUGUGUUUUACCUUCAAAUUUUGGAUUAACAGUAGGUAGAUGUAACUGUAGGAACACCUACUUGGCUAAUUUCUCAGACUAUUCCAGGGGAUACUUCAAUUAAUUUUAAAACAUUGAACAAUAAACCAAACCUAAUUUAUGAUAUAAUAUAAUUGUCAUGUGCACAAAAGUAAUACUUGAUUAUAUAAAAUGAAAAUAAUAUGUUUAAAUAAUCUUUAUUAUUAUUAACCUUUUUCAAUGUAAAUAUUUUAAUUUUAAAGUUAUAAGAUUUUGUUAGACUUAAUAUUUACAAGAACAGUUUAUAGUUAAAAAUACAAUAAAUAUGCAUCAAAGUAAAGGUAGCAAAAAGCUAACCAGAUGUAUAUAGAAAAAAAGUCAAUGAGAAAAAAUUUAUCAUCAAACACAUUUGAAAUAAAAAAAUCUGUGAUAUUCACUGUGAUUUGUUUCAAUACUUUUCAUUUGGGUUCUGUUGAGGUUUGUGUAAACUAUUUUGAAAUACACAAAUGUAAUCAUAUUGUAAUGACUAGGCACUUUUUUUGUUAAAGAUCUUGAGCUCUUUCCUAUCAUUGUGUAUUUAUGUGUAUUAUAAAUGUUAUUAUUGCAGCUGUUGCAGUGUUUAGUAUAAUUAUAUAAAUAAUUAUUGAUAGAAUAAGUAUUGUUUUCUUUAGUAUCAGUAUUUUAGAAAGCACACAUGACUUUAAACAGUGUGUUUGUGUAAAGGAGACAAAAAAGUAUAUCAAUAAUUGAAAUAAAAAAAGAAAGACCAUUUAGAAGAAUACUCAUAUCUUAGACAUUUCUAUAAUAUCCUGAAUUAUGUAAUACACAUACUCAUACUCAAAGAUUCUUAUGGCUUUUUACUCUACCGAACGUUUUGGUAAUAGUUGUAAUUCAAAGUGCCUAGAUGAAUAAUUCAUUAUUAAGCAACCUCAUGCGUAUUUUUAAAACUUUUUAAGUGGGAGAUCUCUUGGAAAAAUAAUUGAACAUUUUUUCUUUUAUUUGAAGUGAUCAAUUAAAUAUUAAUAUUUUAACAUGCAAAAGCACUACAAGUAAUAUACUGACAUUUAUCUAUUUCACUUGUUAGAACUCUGACAGAGGAUUUAUUUUCCUAAACUUAUUGCAGUUAAACCAAUUUUACACUAUAUGAUCAUACUUUAAAAAAAAUAAAAAAUAGAAAUGAUUCAAAAACUUCCACAAAUCUUCAUAUAUGUGUCCAAUCAUUAAAGAAUCUAUCUGCGAUAACAACAUGUUAGGUAUGUUGGACACUCUAUUUAUUGUGUAAAUUUACAGGAAAAAUGUCUUCUUCUCAGAGAGGUCUUUUUUCUUAGACCACAUGUAAGCUUACUCUGAUAUUGAGCACCACAGUUGACACCGACUGAGUGCUUUGUUCAUUUUGUCAAGUACUUUAGUUUUAGAGUUAAUAGGUUACAGUCAUUUUCAUAAGGUGAUGUUCAGCUGCCAAGACCAACAAGAUAAUAAAACCGAUAUCUGGUCAUCUGAAGAUAGACAACGUUUCCACAAUAACUUAAGUUAUAAUGGAACUAUUCAUAUUAAACUUUAGCACUAUGAUUCCUGACACACACCAAAAAGGUAAGAACAAUUGAGGUAUAAUAGUCAUCAUAAUCUGAUAAGAAGGCACUUAAAAAACAAAGCAAAGGAACAGUGUUUUCCUGCUUUCUAAUCUCGAAUUCACAAACAAAUCCUUAACACUGUUUUCCUGCUUUCUAAUCUCGAAUUCACAAACAAAUCCUUAACACUGUUUUUGGGGAAAAAGUAUAUCAGUUGAGGAGCAUUGAUGACCACAAAUUCAUUUCGAAUUGUUUUGAAAAAUAACAGGUAAAGUAUUCGACAUCCUUUUUAUUUCGAAAACUGGAAGUUUUGUGAACAGUUGAUGUAUAGUUAUGACAGUUUCAAUGACAAUGUAUGUCAACAUAGACAUGCCGACUAAUGUUAAUGAAAGUUUAUGCUGUUUAUGUUUAUGGAAACACAAAGAUUCACUGGCAAAUAUGUGCCAAACAUACUGUCACAAUAUGUACAACAUCCUAUUCUAAGACGGAGAGAAAUGAAACGUUCGAGCCUUACGUUUUUCCCAUGUUAUUCCUUAUGAAUGACUAUAUUUCUUUCUCCUUCUCUAAGUAAACAAUCUAUCAUUAAGGAGGGUGAUACUUGAAUACUGUUCAUGCAUAGGUAUCCGUUUAACAUAAAUUAAUCAACAUGGAAAUUCAAAUGCAGUACAAUAUUGUACAAAUGUUUUCUAUUGAAUGAAGAUGAACGACUGCAGAGGUCGUUAUCUAAAUCCUUUUUGAUAUUUAAUGGGAGUAAAGAGAACAACAGAAGUUGGCUAUUCUCUAAAGCUGUCUACUGAUGGAAACUGAACUUACUAAAUAGGUUAUAUGUUGAAUUGCAGUAUUGUAAACUGAAAGACUGUGUGUCUGUACUUGUAUUUAGUUAGGUGUAUAUAUAAAAAUGUGUUCCAUUACUGUAUUGUUAACGGUAAGAAUGCGUGCCUAUGUAUCUUUUAGAUGUAAAUAAAAUUGA